CCGCGGUCCUAGGAAGUGGAGUACUACUUGUUCUGAAAAUCAGGCUCGAGAUUACCGUAUUCUUUUUGACGGACAAGACAAACCUUCCUUUUUGGUCUUUGUGAAUAACUUCCCAAUUUUUCAUCAAAGCAGUCGUUUUCGCCCAUAUCACAUUUCUGAGGUCGAAUAAGCAGCAAAACUAUAAGGCAGUUCUUGAUUUCCAUAAUAUCUUGAUUAAUUUCAUCUUCAGCUACCCUUUCCCCCGAAAUUUGAAAACCCUACUGCGAAUUCUUUCUUUCCAUUCUUUUUGUCUUCUCUUUCUGCGUAGAUGCAAACUUUUGGAUGAGCCGUCACUUUUCUCAGCUAGGUUUUCUGCUUCAUUUGGGUUUCCAGUAAUGGGGGCUUUAACCAACAACCGGAAGCGAGGGGACGACUAUUACAAAUCUCUGGUUUCGCCAUCAGCCCCAAUAGAUCAAUCCUACAUUCACAUUGCCAAAAAGCCCAAACUUUCAAUUUCUCCGGCUCAACGCACGCCGAAAAACAGCCGCCCCCAACCGCCAAGCUCGAUUGCGUCGAGAAUUGCUAAGUAUCCUGAUAGAAAACCGGGUUAUUCACGGGAGGUUCAUGCCCCUACAGGGAACUCAAGAUUCAGACCCUCUUCUUCCGCUAAGAGAAGUGAAUCUGCUGGUAGUUCCGAAGAAAGUCCAGUAAUGGGGAGGUUCGGUUUUUUUAACCGGUUUUAUUUAGAAGCUCGUUAUGAAGAAGCCCGGACGGGAGCAAAGAGAACCUUGCGAUGUGUGACUUUGGGGAAGGUGAAAGUGAAGGAGGUGAUUGAGGUUGAUAGUGAGGAUGAUGAAAGAGAUGACAUCAUUGAUGAUCCCGGCAUUGAGGGGUUGAAGGUUGUUACUUCUGUGGGCAGCAAGAGAAAGAAAUGGCAAAAGGAUGUGGAAAAUUCACGUCAACCGAAUUUGAAGACAGUUGAAAAAGAAGUGAGGUCUUUGGAUUCGUCUGUCAUAGCAGAUGCAAGCAAUGCAGUUGUGAAAGAAGAUGAUGGGGAUAAAGUUGAUCUUAUGCAGCUGGACCUAGAAGCAGAUGACUCUGGAUUGCCGUCGUAUAAAAAGAUGCUAGAUCGAAUAAGCAAGACAUAUGAACCAAAUUUGGUAAGCUUACAAAAUGAGAUAGAGAUGUGUGAGAAACACAUGCAGCGGAUUCCUUUACUGUCUUCUAAGAAGAAAGGAGAGAAAAUUAAGAAGGAUGUGGCGAAAGAGUGUUUCGUGCCCCUUACAGAGAAGGAAGAGAGUGAAGUUUCUUAUGCCUUGUCGAAGCCAAAUAGGAGAAAAAUUUUGGUGACUCAUGAGAAUUCAAAUAUCGAUAUAACUGGAGAGAAAUUGCAGUGUUUGAGACCCAGAGCGUGGCUUAAUGAUGAGGUCAUUAAUUUGUAUCUUGAAUUAUUGAAAGAAAGGGAAAAAAGGGAGCCAGAGAAGUUUUUGAAAUGCCAUUUCUUCAACACCUUUUUUUAUAAGAAGGCUAUAAAGUCUGCGCUGCAGAGUUCUUUACCAUUUUGCUAUUAUGCCAUUUGUUAUGUCCAGCUGAUCAGUGGUAAAGGUGGCUACAAUUUCCAAUCAGUUAGGAGAUGGACCACACGUAGGAAACUUGGAUAUAAUCUUUUGGAGUGCGAUAAGAUUUUUGUGCCAAUUCACAAGGAAAUUCAUUGGUGUCUAGCGAUUAUCAGCAAGAAGGAUGAAAAGUUUCAGUAUCUUGAUUCACUCGGAGGGGUUGAUUUUCAAGUUUUGAAUGUUCUGGCCAGAUAUUUUGUUGAUGAGGUGCAGGACAAGUGUGGAAAAGACAUUAACGUUAGUUCGUGGGAGAAAGAAUUUGUCACAGAUCUUCCUAAGCAGGAAAAUGGGUUUGACUGUGGCGUAUUUAUGAUCAAAUAUGCCGAUUUCUACAGCAGAGACAUUGGACUGUGUUUUAGUCAGGAACAUAUGCCUUAUUUUAGGCGAAGGACCGCAUUUGAGAUUCUGAAAUUGAAAGCCGAGUGAUGCACUGGACUUUAAUCAUUGACCAUAUGAUUGGUUCAAGCCAAGAAUUUGAAAAGGAGAACACAGUGGUCGGUAUCAUGUGGCGAACCCAGCACGCAAUUGGUUGCUGAUGAUAUUCGUCACAAGAUGGCCAUGUGAUCCGUAUUCUUAGUUGUACAUGAGUAUCAGUGGUGAGUGAUUGAAAUUGAUAUUCACCUGAUCAUGGAAAAAUUGGUGCUUCUGUGUGGUUGCUCCUUUUCUUUUUCUUUAUCAGCACGUGUCUAUAUUGAGUUUCCAAUGAUAGGGUGUAUGUAAUCUUUUUUUUUUUUAAUCCAUUUUUCCAGGAAAAAGGGUUUUUGCUUCUUGCUAUUUUUUUUUUCUAAUUUUGUGAAUUGUGCACUGAAUUGGUUUCUUUCACGUCAACCAUUUUAUGUCUAAUAAUUUGAUUUCGG
Messenger RNA from Striga asiatica, 2452 nucleotides. NCBI's taxonomy places the organism in Eukaryota, Viridiplantae, Streptophyta, Magnoliopsida, Lamiales, Orobanchaceae. The record is from the annotation of a GenBank genome assembly.